Messenger RNA from Fusarium coffeatum, 2616 nucleotides. RefSeq lists its product as uncharacterized. The record is from RefSeq and is a predicted model, not a curated record. The coding region runs from base 1 to 2616 and encodes 871 amino acids. The transcript is spliced from 2 exons. NCBI's taxonomy places the organism in Eukaryota, Fungi, Ascomycota, Sordariomycetes, Hypocreales, Nectriaceae.
AUGACGGACCGUUAUCGCAGCUACCCGUCCUCUGGGCGAGCGGCUACAUUCUCGAACCACGCGAGGACUUCUCUGCCGUCAAGCAUUGGUUAUACUUCUCUAUAUGCUGGUGACAUGCAUGUCAUGCCGACUUCUACCCGUCAACAACAGCCUGUCUCAGCGACCCCACGAGGAUAUGUUACAACCACUUCCACUACGCCGACUCCCAACACCACGACCCGCACGUACGCCGUUACCCAGGAUCCUCGAUCACACAGGCCGACCACUCGAGAUGUCACUCGCACGCAGAGGUCCUCCACUCUCGAUUCCACGAGUCGACCACCGGUUAUUGUUAUGACCACCCAGAAGGACCGUGCUAAUGGUACCAGUUCUCAUUCUUCCAACGCUCGUCCCGGAAGUCCCAUGCGGGAUGAUUACCGGUCGAGCGAUGGGCAGUUCUAUACUCAGCCUGCCUCAUCUAUACGUUCACGCAGCACAGCCCGCUCCUAUGCCGACCAGCCGGGCACCGAUAGCUAUGGUCGCAGUAGCAGGGAACGCAGCAACAGCUUAGUGCGCGAUGACCCUUACCGCAACAGCCGUCAAUCCGCUAUUUACCAGAACAACCCACGCCAAAGCUCCAACAACGUCGAUUACGGAGACGACGGAUACCAGUACACCAAUGCCGGGGAAUUAGUUCGUUAUGAUCUCGAUCACUCAGCUCCGACGAGGACACGGAGACGUGAGAGUCUCGACCGUGGAUACUAUCGUCCUAACAUCAACUAUAACGCGGAUCAGCGGACAUUUAACGUUGAUACGAGCCCCGAUUUGAGUCGCAAUCAUAUAACCACAAACACAAGUAGCGCCUCGACCAGUCGACAAUACGAUAACCGAGGAGGUCCUCCGCCUAGCACUCGUGGAUUCGAUAAGAUCCGAGGGUACGAAAGCCCCCGUGACUACGCUCCGAUGCCCUCCAAAACACCAGAACCUGUUUCGACAAAACAGGAUGUCCCUCUCGUCGCCACUACCGAGACGACAAGACGGCCUCGGCCAGUGUCGCUGUACCAGGAGGGGCCACCCCGUUCUUCCCAUCAUGACGACUACUACCGUAGUCGAGAGGACGAAAGAAAAAUGCGAGAGUUUCGUGAACAGCCUGAGCUUGAGCGUGCUCAUGAGCCGGAGCGCUCAUACGAAACCCCAUAUUUUCAUGAUGAUCGAGUCACUUCCCGUGGUUUUGGUAUACGAACUGAUCUUGCCGAUGAACACGAUGACCGCCGCGAACGUCGCCAAGAACCCAAGAAGCGGUCGGAUGAAGAUCUACCGCGCGAAACUGAUUACGAGCGCGAUGAUCGUCGCCGGAGCCGUAUCGAUUCAAAGGAGCCCCGUCGUGAGAGACGUGAGAGUAAGAAGGGCAGCGACGAUGAGGAAAAAGAGCGUACGCGAUUUCGCGAUAAGGUGGCUACUGGCCUGGGCAUUGCUGCGACUGCAGUGGGACUCGUCCCCGCCAUCAAAGACGACGAUAAGCGCGAGAAGGAGGCGAGCAGACGUAAGGGCUCUGAUGACGAACGCGAGCGUGAGCGAGAUCGCGACAGGCGGCGAGACUCGAUGAAGAGCGAACGCCCACGCAACCUGGAACGGGAUCGAUCGCGACAGCGGGACCACUCACGACAACGUGAUCAAGACCGUGGGUCCAGAGACACAAGUCGCCGACCUGUGGAAUCGCGUAAGAGUGGCGAGGCGGUCGUUUCAGCCUCGGACUCAGACGAAGGUAAAAAGUCGACCCGAAGACGUCACGACUCUAAUGCUUUUAACCCUAACGAUACAUCUGAUUUGAGGCAGCUCAAAGACCAGCUCGCAGCCUUGAAUGCUACUGACAAGGAGAAAGAAAAGGAGUCUCCUAUCGUAGCUGAAAUCACAUCGCCCUCCUCCUCGCCUUCGGGAGAAUCCAGAAACGUGACCGACACCCGGCCAUCUAGAGAACACCAUUCCCCGUCUGAUUCAAAACCCUCCACUCCUCCUAGUGAGGAGGUUCGUGGCCGUGAGCUGCAACAGGCUUCUCUGGAUGAUAAGCAAGUCCGGGUUGUAUCGCCCCCUCGUGACAAGAAGGACGAGAAACCUUUGAAGGGUAUCUUGAAACAGCCCAAAGUUAGCUUCCCGGAAGAGCCAAAUCCCAUCCGCGAGGGCGUUGCACCUCAUAAGGAAGACAAGAAGGCUAGAGAAGCACCUGCAGGUGCAAAAUGGACCAAGAUCAGCCGCAAGGUUGUCAACCCCGAGGCUUUAACUAUCGGCAAGGAGAGGUUCGAGGUCAGAGAUGAUUUUGUAAUCGUGCUGCGAGUACUCAGCAAAGAGGAAAUCCAGGCAUAUGCCUCAGCGACACAAGUCCUGCGUGAGAGACGUCGCCGUGACGAAGAUGGUGGUGACACGGAUCGUGACAGGGAAGAUGAUGACAGAAAAAGGCAUCAUCGCCAUCGCCGUCAUCGUGAAGAUGAUUCAUCGGACUACGAAGAUAAAGAUCGGGAUCGAGAAAGGCGCAGGCGACACCGAGAUGAGGAAGAGUACGACACGAGGUCAAGGGAUUCUGACCAUCAUCACCAUCACCAUCGCAGUCACCGCGAGCGCGAGCCUGUUCUCGAGGCUUAA